AAUCGAAAUUAAAAUUUAUAGUGGAACAAUUGUGAUUGUUUGAUGCUACUCUGGGCGAAUGAUUAUUUUCCUUUCUGUUUCUGUUUCGGUUUGUUUUUGUUUGUGUUUCUGUUUGCAGUUGUUGUGCGCCUAAGCCUCAUCUUCCGGCACGGAAGACGACACCAGACGCCGGCCGUCCGAUUCGAUCCGAUCGUUAUUGUCGCAGCGAAAUUGAUCGCCGUUUGAGCCCAGUUUGGGUUUUGAUUCUGUUUCGAUUUUGGCGAAUUUCAAUGUCAGUGGCACUAAUUCAUUGUGUGCAUAUUGAUUCGCCUGAUCCAAUCGAUGUAUCGAGAGAUGCUCAUGCUCAAGCUCCCCCGCAUUGCGAUUCACAUACAAUGAAUAUUUAAUACAUAAUACGAAUAAUAUUAGCCACUUAUGAUGUUGGAAAAUACUUUAGUUUCGUGUGAAAGAUAGUUCCGAUGAUUAUGGAAGGCUUAACAGAUCCAAAUAGAGCAAAUCUUUUAUCAGACAACCAUUUCGACCGAUUUUCAUGGGCUGUGGACUGGCACAAAUCCGGAAAAUGGUCAAAAUAAAUUCCAUUUAACAAAAAUCCAUUCAUUCGUGUACUUUAUAUAUAUUUUGGCUUCCUUUGAUGGCUCUGUCUGUUGUUGUUGGGUUGCAAUUGUUGUUGAACAUGACACCAGAAAAUGCCAUUGAACCCGUCAACAAAGUGAGGAGGAGAGGGCGAAGGAGGAGGAGGGUUAGCGAAUUGUUAUACUGGGCCACAUGCAUACGAUACUCGUCUCGCGGCUGCGUGUCAGACUUUUUCAUAAAAUAAACCAUUUUCUAUAUGCAUGAAGUGCGGACUUAAUUCGGCGUUUCUUUUUUCGAUUCAUGUGACGUGUGACGUACGGAGUAGCCCUCGAUUAUGUGGCAUGUUAAACAAUGCUCAAUAGAAGACAAUUGUUUAAACAAUUUGUCAGAGCAGCAGCAGCAGAAGGUACGGUGCCCGGGCAAUGCUCUUGGGGAAGGUCGCUCGAGCGGUACUUUAAAAAACAGUUUCAAAUAUUGAAACAGUCAUAUCCCAAUAGCGAUAGCGACAGCAAUUAACAGAACGGGAUUUGUGUUUGUAUUUGCCCAAAAUCGCACAGGAAAUAGCCGCCUAAUCGAGCGGUUAUGCAGCUGGUUUUGGCAAAGAGUGCGUGUCGAAAGAGAAUGAUAGAAGAGAGGGCGAGAGAGAGCACACCGAAAUAAUGAGGGAUUUCUGCCUAGGCGACGACCACUACGUUCUGUAGGAGAGAGCGAGCGCGAGAGAGGAAGGCCUGGCUAGAGAUGGCACCACUCUCAUUUUCUCGUGGCAUGUGUGAGCGUGAUCGAUAGACUCCUCGUUUUCGAUUUCUGUGACCUUUAACUCAAUUCUAGUCCUGGAAAUAUUUGUUCUGUUGUAAAAUAUUUGUGAAAUUCCGAUUAGCGAUGCGUCGCAACCGCUACGACAACGACUGCACUGUUUUCAGUCCGCAGGGAAGGAUCUUCCAGGUGGAGUACGCCAUGGAGGCGGUGAAGCAGGGCACGACGGCCACAGUGGGCCUCACCAGCAAGGACUACACGGUGCUGGUGUCCCUCCAGGGGCCAGCGGCCGCGGAUACGUCGGCCUUGCCGCAGCGCAAGAUCCUGUCCGUGCACCCAAAGCUCGGUCUAGCCUUCGCGGGCCUCGUGCCGGAUGCCCAGAUCCUCCACAGCCACCUGUGCACCCAGUGCCUCACGUACAACCUCUCGUACAUCGGGGAGAUGCCCGUCGCCCGCCUGAUGACCGACCUGGCCAUCAAGAUGCAGGCCCACACGAACCGCAACGAGCGCCGUCCCUUCGGGGCGGGCCACGACAGCCACGGAGCGCACCUCUACCAGGCGAUGCCCUCGGCGGCUGUCAUCAAGUGCAGGGCCACGGCCAUCGGGGCCCGCUCCCAGCUGGCUCUCCGCUACCUGGAGCGCCUUUGAGCACUGCUCCAAGGAGGAGUUGAUCUGCCACGGCAUUCAGGCCAUCCGCGGACCCCUGGCGCAGGAGCAGAACCUCGAGAUAAAGCUGGCCCUCGUCGGGGCAGAGCAGGAGUUUAGGAUCUGCGAUGCGGCAGAGACUCAAAAGUAUAUCGAGCUGUCGAAGCGCUUGGACCAAGAGGUGUCUAGUGUAGAGGCCUUCACAGAAGAGGAGACCGGAGAGCAGACUUCCAGUGAGACUUAAUGUGGCAGCAACCAUUGUUGCCUCUGAGACAGACACAGCCACAGGGACAAACACAUACACCUACGACUGCACUUGUAUUGCAGUCUUUGCCCCAUUAAAUAUGCUGCUGCUGAUGCUGUUUAUGUUGGCCAA
This is a messenger RNA of Drosophila miranda, 2347 nucleotides long. Its product is annotated as proteasome subunit alpha type-1-like. The coding region runs from base 1453 to 1974 and encodes 173 amino acids. The transcript is spliced from 2 exons. Lineage: Eukaryota; Metazoa; Arthropoda; Insecta; Diptera; Drosophilidae. The record is from RefSeq and is a predicted model, not a curated record. Gene Ontology annotation, biological process: ubiquitin-dependent protein catabolic process. Gene Ontology annotation, cellular component: proteasome core complex; nucleus; proteasome core complex, alpha-subunit complex.